Aspergillus uvarum CBS 121591 is the source of this 561-nucleotide messenger RNA. RefSeq names its product collagen triple helix repeat protein (gene cgnA). The record is from RefSeq and is a predicted model, not a curated record. The transcript has a single exon. Lineage: Eukaryota; Fungi; Ascomycota; Eurotiomycetes; Eurotiales; Aspergillaceae. The coding region runs from base 56 to 427 and encodes 123 amino acids.
CUUAAUUAAUGCAGAGGCCACUGCAAGAGCCUGCAAGGGAAUAUAUUCUCAUUUGAUGGACCUGGUCGAUCGUGUAACAAUUCAAUGUCUAGCAAAGGACAGACCUGGACAGAUUGGACAGACCUGGACAGACGGGACAGAUAUGGACAGACGGGACAGAUAUGGACAGACGGGACAGAUAUGGACAGACGGGACAAAUGGACAGACAGGACAGACGUGGACAGACGGGACAGACGUGGACAGAUUGGACAGACUUGGACAGAUUGGACAGACCUGGACUUGGACAGACCUGGACUUGGACAGACCUGGACAGAUUGGACAGACCGGACAGAUUGGACAGACCGGACAGAUUGGACAGACCGGACAGAUUGGACAGACCGGACAGAUUGGACAGACCGGACAGAUUGGACAGAUCUGGACACAAUAGGGUACGACUUUACAGCAAUUUAGCUGGAAUUCUGAUUAGGAAAUCAUGGUACUAGGCUCGUUAUUCACCAGAAAUGAAAGGCAACCGUGUGCUCGCGGUAAUCGGCGUUCUGCCUCUUUGACUCCAGCCUCCAG